CUGCCGACAUCCCCACUUAAAAUCAAGGAGCCUAAAGACAGCGGUUCAGUAUGGAGAUCGACGUCGUUGCAAGGUGAUCACCGUCAUCGUCGAACGGAGAAGGAAGAGGACGAUCUUUUGAUUCAAGAGGAACGCAAAAAGGAGUGCAUGUUUCGGUUCGAAAAAUCACCUUGGUUCAUCAAAAAUGGUGAAAUGCGCGAUUACCAAAUCAGGGGUUUAAAUUGGAUGAUCUCACUGAUGGAGAACCAUAUAAACGGUAUUCUGGCAGAUGAAAUGGGUCUCGGUAAAACGCUACAGACUGUGUCUCUGCUCGGCUACAUGAAGCACUACAAGAACAUUCCGAGUCCUCAUCUGGUAAUCUGUCCGAAAUCGACUCUGAGCAAUUGGAUGAACGAAUUCGCACGUUGGUGCCCGACGAUUCGAACGGUCGCUCUCAUUGGCGACCAGGAAACUCGAGCUCGAAUAAUAUCGGAUGUGAUCUUACACGGCGAAUGGGACGUGUGCGUGACCAGCUACGAAAUGGCCAUUCGAGACAAGGGAAUUUUAAAGCGUUUCAAUUGGCGCUUCGUCAUCAUCGACGAAGCGCAUAGAAUAAAAAACGAGAAAUCUAAACUGUCAGAAAGAGUUCGCGAAUUCAAGUCGACUAAUCGUUUGCUGCUGACCGGCACUCCAUUGCAGAACAACCUGCACGAGCUCUGGGCUUUGCUUAACUUUUUGCUGCCUGAUGUAUUCAGCAGUGCCGAUGAUUUCGAUUCCUGGUUCAACACGAAUUCCUGCCUGGACGACAGCGGUUUGGUGCAGCGGCUGCAUGAUAUACUGCCUAUUGGAUUCAUUCUAACUUUUUUAUUGCUUACAAGCGCAUUUGUUUUGCUUAUUGCAUUUGUUUACAGGUAUACCAAGAUUCUCAUGAAAGAUAUCGACAUUGUAAACGGUGCUGGCAAGCUCGAAAAGACCCGGCUGCUCAACAUCUUGAUGCAGCUACGAAAAUGCUGUAAUCAUCCAUAUUUAUUUGACGGUGCCGAGCCCGGUCCACCGUAUACCACUGACCAGCAUCUGGUGGACAACUGCGGGAAAAUGGUACUUCUGGACAAGCUGUUGCCACGUUUGAAACUUCAAGGUUCCAGAGUGUUGAUUUUUUCACAGAUGUCACGAAUAUUGGACAUUCUUGAAGAUUAUUGUCUCUGGAAAGGAUACGGCUAUUGCAGGCUUGACGGUUCCACUCCCCAUGAGGAACGACAGUCUUCGAUUGACGCUUACAACAGUCCUGACAGCGACAAGUUUAUAUUCAUGUUGACCACGCGGGCCGGUGGUCUAGGAAUUAACUUAGCGACGGCUGACAUAGUCAUUUUGUACGAUUCAGACUGGAACCCUCAAGUGGACUUGCAGGCGAUGGACAGGGCGCAUCGCAUUGGCCAAAAGAAAACCGUCAAGGUGUUUCGACUGAUCACUGAGAACACCGUUGAGGAGCGUAUCGUCGAACGAGCCGAGAUUAAGCUACGUCUUGACACUGUGGUCAUUCAGCAAGGUCGUCUGGCCGAAGCGCACAAGUCAUUGGGCAAGGACGAGAUGUUAGCUAUGGUGCGAUUCGGUGCCGACCACGUCUUUGCCGGUAAAGACUCUGAAAUUAGUGAUGAAGAUAUAGAAGGCAUCUUGAAGAGGUCUGAGGAAAAGACUGAGCUCGAGCAACUGGGUGAAUCGUCGCUGAGGAACUUCACGCUAGACACAAUGGAAAACACGUCCGUUUAUCAGUUUGAAGGCGAAGACUAUCGUGAAAAACAGAGACGCAACGUCGGCUAUUGGAUCGAACCACCGAAACGCGAACGCAAGGCCAAUUACCAGGUGGACGCCUACUUCCGGGACGCUCUUCGUCCGCAUGCUGAACCGAAAGCUCCAAAAGCCCCUCGACCUCCAAAGCAGCCGAAUUUGCAAGACUUUCAGUUCUAUCCGCCUCGAUUAAUGCAGCUUUACGACAAAGAAAUUUACUAUUACAGAAAAUCUAUCGGUUACAAGGUGCCAAAGCCAUCGAAUGAAUCGCCUAAGGAAUUGGAGGAGUGGAAGAAUCAACAGAAAAAAAUUGACGAUGCCAUUCCACUAACCGAAGAGGAGCUGGCCGAGAAGGAAGUUCUGCUGCAGCAAGGCUUCAGUAAUUGGAAUCGUCGGGACUUCCAACAGUUUAUUAAGGCCAACGAAAAAUACGGCCGCAGCGACAUCGAAAGCAUAUCACAUGAAGUUGAAGGCAAGACUCCAGAAGAGGUCAAAGCAUACGCGAAGGUUUUUUGGAACCGAUAUCACGAACUGGGUGACGUAGACCGCGUCAAGGCCCAGAUUGAAAGGGGUGAGGCACGCAUUCAACGAAGACUCAGUAUCAAGUACGCGUUGGACGCGAAAAUCGCCAAGUAUAAGGCUUCGUUCCAUCAACUGCGCAUUGCGUACGGCACGAACAAGGGUAAGAACUACACAGAGGAAGAAGAUCGGUUUCUGGUGUGCAUGUUGCAUCAGUUGGGUUUCGACAAGGAAAAUGUGUACGAAGAGCUGCGACAGGCUAUUCGACAAGUGCCUCAGUUCCGUUUCGAUUGGUUCAUCAAAUCAAGAACAGCGAUGGAAUUGCAGCGGCGAUGCAACACCUUGAUUACGCUUAUUGAGAAGGAAAUGCACGAGGUUGAGGAAAAUGAAAAGAAUGACCGAGGUCGUGGGCGUGGUUCCGGUUUCAAAGUUCCAAAGUCACGUGGUGUUUCACAGAAAAGAAAAUCUGAGCCCACUGAAGGUCGAGGCAGAGGGAAACGGCCAAAAGUCUGA
Molecule: messenger RNA, 2796 nt
Organism: Soboliphyme baturini
Lineage: Eukaryota; Metazoa; Nematoda; Enoplea; Dioctophymatida; Soboliphymatidae
Source: the annotation of a GenBank genome assembly